Messenger RNA from Amoebophrya sp. A25, 4173 nucleotides. NCBI's taxonomy places the organism in Eukaryota, Dinophyceae, Syndiniales, Amoebophryaceae. The record is from the annotation of a GenBank genome assembly.
GGAUCACAUACAACUACCAGGAGAUAGAGGUUUCUAGGUACGAGUACUUACGAGAUGUUAAUUUGACACCGACACCGUAGAAGUCAAUGUUAUGUCUUAAAUCUAAUGAUGACCACUAAAAUGUCAACGUCGUCUCGUGCGUUUGCUGCCAGAGCGAGGACUUAUUUCUAGUGCUUGCUGUCACUGAGGCAACGGCUCUUCGGUUUCCCAAGAGCAUCUUCACCUUAGUGGCGACAUAAGUAAUCUCUCAUCUGCAACGUCCGUGGCGACCCAAGAUGUCGGAAGUAACCUCCACUGCUGCGACUUCUAGCUCUGCACCGGAUGUGAAGAAGGCACUUGCUUCCCGGAGGAAGGAUGUGGAUCCAGAUCGAAAAUAUCACAUAGCGUUUGGUGUGGUCGGAGCCGCGAUUGCUUUUGUUAAGUUUGUUAAAAUUGAUUGCUUUACAAUUAUACUGAUAGGACCACGGCAGCGCCGGCGCUUAGCUAGUAGUAGAUAAGUUCUUGCCUGACUUUUCUUUUUUCGGUUUUUGUUUUUUCUAGUUAGAUAUAAUGCUCCACCAACAUUAUAAGCAAGGAAAUGAUGCAAAGUGUGACACUUAACGGCCGGGUGGCUAAAGUGUUUCGUGAGGCACCUAAGGGACUUGGCGCUUGAGUAUUGAAGGUUACUACUUGAGCAAGGCACGUAAGGGACUUGUCGCGUAAGUGGUGGCAGUCACCGCUUAAGCGAGGCACCUGAGGGACUCGCUUACGUGGUGGUUGUCACCUCCUAAGCGAGGCACCUGAGGGGGCUUUUCGCUUAUAAGUAGUGACUCUCACCGCUUAAGCGCGGCACUUAAGGGGUUCUUGGCUUAUAAGCGUGAAGGCACUUCGCUCAUACAACGACAGACUUGAAGAACUUCUAAGGACUUACUGUACAAAAAUUGGAAAUUACAACACCUCCCUCACUCGUCUCCUUCUAAUCCCGGUCUUGUAGUACCGCUAUUAUCACCGGCGCCGAAGCCAGGGUCCAUAUUCGUGAAUGACGCAGGACUGAUAUCCCACGUGAAUAACAACGCGCAUAGUUGGCAAGCUGGGGAGAUAAGCUCCUUCGAAGGAUGGACAGUCAAGCAAGUGAAGAAGUGGGCGGCUGUGGGGGUAUAAGUAUCUUCUUUUGGCUAGUAGAUCAUAUAGUGGAGUAUAGUUUACAGAGCAUUCUGUCUUUAUGCUAGAUAGAAUACUAGACAGAAUACUUCAAUUUAUUGGCUAGUAGAUCAUAUAGUGGAGUAUAGUUAGGCAGUAUAGAUUGAUCCUUAUUCAGAUUAUUAUUAUACCCUAGAAGGUCGUGGUAGAUCAUGGAUAUGGUGUUGCCGUCUCCUGUCUCAAAUUCAUGUUUGUUGGAUGAAUGCAACACACGGAAAAUGUCGUAGCGCACACCGACAUGUCCAUCUCAGGUAUCUCAAGGUGGUUUGCUGAAUUCGCAGCAGUGUAAUGUUGGAGAAAUACCUGGGAUUCCAUCAGAAUUUGAUGCCAGGAAAAGGUGGCCUGACUGUUUCGCGAAGCAAGAGGACAGAGUAUACCACCAAGGAAAUUGCAGUGCCAGUUACGCGAUAAGCACAGCGACGACACUUAGCAUUAUGAUUUGGACCAUGUCGUGUAAGUUUGAUCAUCUGUAAGAAUCAUGGAACUACAAAAAUGAUUUUUUGAAUCGACACGAUAAACCUUGUCAACACGGAUAAGAUCCAUUGUAAUCUUCCCCACCCUCUAACGCCAAUCGUUUCUGCAUCUCCGAUCCAGAGUUAUAUUCAGAACUGCAGCUGGCGCCGCAGUACAUGCUUAGUUGUGAUCAGCAUGUAAACAAGGGUUGUAUGGGAGGCGAUUUAGACAAAGUCUACUAUUUUACGGAAGGGCAUGGUAUAAAAAUUUUAGAAAGUAGUUUAUUCCAUGAUGAAGCGACGAAUGAAGGUUACUACAACUACUGAGAACUGAAAGCUUCACAACAUUCCCAACAACCACAGGUCUAGUGGACGAGAGGUGUUUUCCAUAUGCUGCAAAAGACGCUAGAAAACUGCCCUGUAAAACGAAAAUGCAGUGUGACGAUAAGAAACGAUAUAGAACCUCAAGCUACUGUGUGGUAGUGCUACUUUUUUAGCGGGUUCUUACAAUGUAGUGCUUACAAUGAAGUGCUUACAAUGUAGUGCUCUUGUUUUUAGAGCCCUCGUGAUUUGUUUUCAUAGCCCUACUUGAUGCUCUUGUUUUCUCUUUUACUCGCCACUUAUUCCUUCCUUGUUGCGCCCACUACUUUCUUAUAUACUCUAUCUUUACAACCUGACGUCUCUAUCACUCAACCAGAUGACCGACGGCGCGCAAGUACGGAGUGAGAUGCUGUUGAACGGUCCCGUUGUAGCUUUAAUUUACGAGUCGAGCAGCUUUUCACUCAUUGUUACAUCAUGUCAUCUCGCGGAAAACGGAAACAAAAAUAGUUCCUUCCCUACUUGGUCGACGAAGUGAAUCUCUCUAUGAAUGACUAAUCAAUCAAGUUUUCCCCACCUCUAACCUGAGUACCUCUACGACGAUUUUCUCGUAUACAAGUCUGGUGUGUACACGCCCAUGGCGACCGCGACGGCCAUCUUGGGAAAGUCGCAGGAGCCCCUUUUGCAUGCAGUGAAAAUUCUCGGGUGGGGCGAAGAAGAAGGAACACCCUACUGGCUUAUCGAGAAUAGUUUUGGAAAGGAAUGGGGAGAAAAGUUAUGACGAUGCUGCACUAGUGAAAAGUUAAUUAGUUAGGAGUGAAUGAAGUACAGCCUAUCGUAUCUCAAGGACUCCUUGCAGGAGACUUAGAUCAUUACCUGAAGGAUCGGAUCAUGAAGUAAUGAAGGUGGCCGUUUGUUCAGGUUCUCGUAUGCUUUCUCUGCUUUACCAUACUUACUUGUAAAACUACACGCACAUCACAGACACAGAAUUUCUGCUUCUCUAAUACGAGGUGUGGGAAAGAUAAUCCGAGCCAAAGCGUUUGGGAAACAAAUGAACAUGGGCGAGUACGAUCCACGAUUAAAGCGCGACAUCGUUCUCUUAGAAUUAAGGCAGAUUUGAGUAGAUUCACAUCAUCAUCAAGGCAGAUUUGAGUCUGGUAUGUAAUAGUAAGUAAUGAGCCUGGUUGUAUGUAUAAUACCUCAAAGAGCUUAAUUGAAGACUCUAGCCUGGUAUGUAAUACCUCAAAGAGCUUACAUGAAGACUCAGAGUCUUCUUUUUAGCUCUCUGAGAUAGAUCUAUUAGAUUGAUUACAGUCUGUGUAUAAGCGACAGAAAAUAGCGGGGUUUCUCCAACUCAAAACGGCGCCUCCCAAAAAGAAGGCUCAGCCCGUAGAACAAGAUUCUCUUGAGAAAAAAACCCUCACUCUUCAACGUGAGAAAAAAGACACCCCAAACCGCUAACAAAAGACUUCGUAUUAUCUGCAGUUCCGUAUACAGCGAGGAUGAAGGAGAUUCAUACAGACCCAGACGCACCUGGAGGGAAGAAAAAUAAGAGGUGAAGGACGACGAUUAAGUAUGUUUUGAGAAUAUUGAAGAUUGAUUUUCGAUUUAUAGUUAAGUAGGCAACAGCUGCAGUAUUGAAGAUUGUCUGCCGAUACAGCUAUUGUGCUUGCUAUGAAAGCAGGUCCACGAUUGACUACGACACUACAGCUAGGAGCAAAGUGGCUUGCCAUUUCAACUUACACAGGAUUAUAUUACAAUCAAACAAUCAUGAUAACCGAUGGGUACACUACAAUUAUUGUUCUUGCUCGCCUUGACAUUUCGUACAGCUAGACGAUCACCAGAAGUAGCUCUAGGGACAGGAGUGUCAGAGACACUGCCACUCUAACCAGAGAUACGGGCUUCGUGCUCGUGAAGACAGAGUGAGUGUGUGGGUCCCCGUCUAAGGCCAGGUGAUCGACAGCUUUGGAGAUUGAAGCAUCGGUGUACAGAAAAGUGGGUAAUCAAUCUUUUCUUGGAUAUAAUGCUAUGCCUAACGUGUCAAACAAAAAAGACCUAAACAAAAAGGGCAGAACGUUGCAACGAAAUGCUAAGAUGUAGAUGAAGAUUGUGGUGCGUACGGCGCUCUAAUGAAUGCACUGAACUUUGUGCGAGGUGUAUUGUAUUGUAUGGCAUUGUAUUCCAUACAUGACCAGUAAUCGACUUCGUAGUUGAUGUGAAGCAC